UUCAUGCGGGGAUGAUAUUGAGUCAUUGAAACUGCACAACCUGACAUUGAGGGUGGACGGGCUGCGGAUGGACAAGCCCUCGGUGGCAAUUACAGCAGCAGUGAAGAAGGCCAAGGAUGGGCUACCAGAGGCACGCUAUCACUGCAACAUGCUCCGGUUCUUGUGCCAUCAAAUGGAGAUGGUGGAAUGCCUGGUGCCUUGGUUGCCAAGAGAUGCUCCUCAGGAAAUUGUGGUCAUGUUGGAAGUUGAAAUGGAGAGAGGGUCAUCCCUGAUCAGGAGACAUGGAAGGCAAUUCGAUCUUCGUGGCUUUAGCAAGGUGGAUAUAGUCCUUCUCCAGGUGGAACAAAUGUGUGUAGUGUUCAGAGAAUGCCUCCUUGAUCUGGGCUUGGAAAAGGGCACAUUUAACAUUCAGACAGAAAUGGAUGCUAAUGCUGUGGAUGAAGAUAAACGCUACAAGUACUGGUAUCUGAACUGCAUCCUGGAAGGCAGAGAAAUAGACAGGGAAAUGCCAGAAGUACUUAGGGAGGAAUUGGAGGAACAGGUGCUUAAGCAGAGGCACAGGAUGGAGGUUGUCAUCAUGAUUCCAGAAGAGGAAAUUAAAAUAGAGGAGUCGAUUGCUGCAGGCGGGCAAGGUAUGGUAUACAAAGGGAUGUGGAGGGACAUCGCUGUUGCCGUCAAGAUGCUGGGGAAAGACCUGACACCAGAAUCCAGAGCUGAGCUCUUGAGCGAGGUCGAGCUUCACAUCCAGCUCAGUCACCCAAAUGUGGCUCGCUGCUUUGGUGCAACAGCCUCAAGACAUGACAUAGUUAUGGAGCUGGCUUCAACAGACUUGGAGAGGUUCUACUGGUCGCGCGGGAGCGAAUUCGACUGGCCAAUGAAGCUGCGCCUGAUGUUGAGUGCCGGCUCUGGUGUGCAGCAUCUGCACAAAUCAAGGAUGGUUCAUGGUGACAUCAAGACUGCCAAUUUUCUUGUGUUUCCUCCACCAGCUGGGGGGGACGUGGUCAUAAAAAUAUCCGAUUUUGGGUUGACUGCCACUGAGACCGAGACAAAAUCGAAGACUGCCUUUCCGAUGUGUGGCACAUUCGGGUGGCUGGCUCCAGAGCUCUACGAUGGAGCCCCACGGUCGUUCAGUUCCGAUGUUUUUUCCUUUGGACUGGUUCUUUUUGAGCUUGCAAGUUUGGCCCUGCCCUACAGAGGUCUUACCAAUCCCAUGGUGGUAAAUAGGAAAAGAGAUGGCAGGGCUCCAGUUCUCAUUCCACAUACAUGCCCUGAAGCACUGGUAGUGCUGAUGAUGCGCUGCAUUUCACCGGCUUCCUUUCACAGACCAACAAUGGAUGAAGUCUGCACGGAACUGGAAGAUGUUCUGCUGCAGGUGGAGAAAGUGACACUCUAUCUCCAGAAGUAG
Ostreobium quekettii is the source of this 1405-nucleotide messenger RNA. NCBI's taxonomy places the organism in Eukaryota, Viridiplantae, Chlorophyta, Ulvophyceae, Bryopsidales, Ostreobiaceae. The record is from the annotation of a GenBank genome assembly.